AUGCUCACCCAUGGUAAAGGAGGAGUGCUUAAGCCGGAGAGAUUCAGAAUAUUAUUCCAUAAGGAACCUGCCAGAGUACAGUCACUGAACAGAACUGAUCCAUUUGCUAAGAAUGAUUGGUAUGAUAUCAAGGCUCCAUCAGUUUUCACUUCCAGAAAUGUUGGCAAGACUCUUGUUACCCGUACCCAGGGUACCAAGAUUGCUUCAGGACUCAAACACCGUGUGUUUGAGAUUUCACUUGCUGAUCUUCAAGGUGGUGACGAAGAUCACUCAUACAGAAAGAUUCGUUUGAGAGCCGAAGAUGUUCAAGGAAAGAAUGUUUUGACCAACUUCAUUGGAAUGAAUUUUACAACCGAUAAACUGAGGUCCUUGGUGCGGAAAUGGCAAACACUGAUCGAAGCUCAUGUGGAUGUGAAGACGACCGAUAAUUAUACUCUGAGAAUGUUCUGCAUUGGAUUCACCAAGAGACGUCCUAACCAGGUUAAAAGGACAUGCUAUGCACAAUCCAGGCAGAUUAGACAGAUUCGCCGAAAGAUGAUUGAGAUAAUGACCACUCAGGCAACAUCGCGUGAUUUGAAGGCAUUAGUGCAGAAGUUCAUCCCCGAGAUGAUUGGAAAAGAAAUCGAAAAGGCGACAUCAAGCAUCUAUCCUUUGCAAAAUGUGUUCAUUCGAAAAGUCAAGAUCUUGAAGGCUCCCAAGUUUGAUCUUGGGAAGUUGAUGGAGGUUCACGGUGAUUACUCGGAAGAUGUCGGUGUGAAACUAGAGAGGCCGGCUGAUGACACCAUGGCCGAGCCUACCCCAGAGGUCGUCGGUGCUUCAAUGAAGACUACAUGAAUUCAUCCUUUUUGGUCUUUUUGGAAGUUAUGUUGAUCGUUUUCCAUUUUGUUGUUUGUUCAAAACAUGAGUUUGUUUUCCGUUACCCUCGUUUUAUUUGACCAUUUCAAAGUUAUUUUGUUAAUUUAAUAAAA
This is a messenger RNA of Hibiscus syriacus, 968 nucleotides long. RefSeq names its product 40S ribosomal protein S3a-like. Lineage: Eukaryota; Viridiplantae; Streptophyta; Magnoliopsida; Malvales; Malvaceae. The record is from RefSeq and is a predicted model, not a curated record. The coding region runs from base 1 to 834 and encodes 277 amino acids. Gene Ontology annotation, cellular component: ribosome; cytosol. The transcript is spliced from 6 exons. Gene Ontology annotation, molecular function: structural constituent of ribosome. Gene Ontology annotation, biological process: translation.